This is a messenger RNA of Lasiodiplodia theobromae, 3750 nucleotides long. Its product is annotated as GRAM domain-containing protein. Gene Ontology annotation, cellular component: endoplasmic reticulum membrane; endoplasmic reticulum-plasma membrane contact site; plasma membrane. NCBI's taxonomy places the organism in Eukaryota, Fungi, Ascomycota, Dothideomycetes, Botryosphaeriales, Botryosphaeriaceae. Gene Ontology annotation, biological process: intracellular sterol transport. The transcript has 4 exons. Bases 1 to 3750 code for a protein of 1249 amino acids. Gene Ontology annotation, molecular function: sterol binding; sterol transfer activity. The record is from RefSeq and is a predicted model, not a curated record.
AUGGAGACCGCCUCAGACAACGCGCUCAGUCGCUCGAGCAGCCGCUCCGUGCGCUCGAGGGUAUUUCCCGGGCGUCGUCAUCGCGAUUCUGCCCCCAGCUCGGUGCCUGGCGACGACGAGGCCGGCGGCCUGCGCUCCUCACUCGACGAGGCACUCGGCAGGCUCAGGCAGCGCCAGCGCGCAAACUCGCACGCGUCGGUUGACAGCGGGCGCGGCAGCGUGGACUCGCCAAAGCGCUUCUCGGGCCUGUUCAGACGACGGGCCAGGAAGACGGAGGGCGCAGGCUCCGACGAAAGCGCAGAUGGAGACAUUCUUGGCGGGGGCGCCCUCAGCUUCGACCAGCCCAGCCCCAGCGACGAAUCUCUGCAGCUCCACAAGAGCGUCGCGUCCAGCCUCCUGACUGAGGACAGCGACUCAGAAGCACCUCCCGUCAGACCCUCUCUUUCCCCACACCAAUCCCACGCUGGCUACUUAACGCUCUCCUCGCCCUUGAUUGCCUCGCUGGCCGUCAAAGCACCCUCUGUGACCAAACUGUCGACCUCUGGGACCGCUUCAUCGCACGACGACACCCUGGCUCCCAAGCACGCCAACACUCUCCAGCCCGAAACGAAGGAGCGACGCGGCUCAUCGCCCGGCAGGAAGUUCAAAGGCGCAUUCGGCCAGAAAAAGUCACCGUCCCCGAAGGGAACAACAGAGUCGCUCAAGUCCACCGAGCGAGGCGGAGGUGGUGGACUGGGCUCUCUGUUUGCGGGGGGGAAGAAGUCGCGGAGCAGCUCCAAGGUCAGCCUCGUUGAGGAGGCAUUGCAGGACUCGGUACAGGCCCAACAGUCCGAGGAACAGCAGCAGCAGCCUGCGUUGAAGCGCAUUGAGACCCCGCCCAUCAACACCUCGACUGCGAAUCCGGAGACCCCGCCAUCGAAGCUCAUUCAUGCUCCUACAACCGUCCUGACUCCGCCCACGCCUACCGAUCUAGAAGCGCCACCGAGUCUUUUCAAGAGGCCUUCGUCUUCCUCUAGAGCAGAGCACAAAUCGACCAAUUCAAUCCCUAACGUCGUCGUCACACCUUCCGGUAGCCUUGUCCACCGCCGUGCGCGAUCAGCCACCACCAAUUCCAAUCCUCCAAGCAAGCUCUCGCACGUUGCAACUGCUCCUCUCACGCCCACGCUCGAGGAGACCAAGACACCGGGUGGUACUCUGACGCAACCUCCCAGUGGGUUCUUCUCGUCCGUCUUUUCAGCUGCGCAGAACGCCGCCAGCUCGCUGAGCAACAUCACAUCGAUCAACCAGGGCCAGAAAAUCAAGACUUCUGUCACGGACACAGAAAACACCGGACCUGCUGGUGGAGAGGAAGUGCUUGGCGGUGGUUCUGAUCAGGACAUCGCGGACAACUCAGGCGUUGAGAAGAAGCAGCUCGCUGUUGAGACCCUGGGAUCUGGAGAUUUGAGUCUCAGUCAUCUGGGAAUUUCCGAGGCAGAUCCCGAGCCGAGUCAAAUGGCCUCAACAACAGAGCUGGCCGAGGCCCGGCCACUCACACCUACUGUGAUUGAUGCAGAUGAAGCAUCCGCAAGAGCCGAGGACAGCGCAGCUGCCAAAGCAGUAUCCGAUGCUUAUCUGCAGGGUCCACCAGACUCAGCCGCCCUAAAUGUCGAGCGGCAGCGCUCGCUUUCCGGCCUAUCAGACACGCAAAGACCAUCAUCAAGGCAACCCGGUGAUGAGGGGGAAGCGCGCCUCAGCCGGUCCGGCAGUGUUCGCAGUCGUUUUAGCGAUCGUAAUAACAAAAAGGGGCGGCGACACCGCGGAAGCUCCGCUGCCACAGGCACCCCGCUCGGGCCCGCACAAACCAACAGCUUCGCUGUUGCGAGCCGGAAGCGGAACCGAGACUUCCACAACCAGUUCAGGAGUGUCCCCGAGGAUGACUACCUCAUCGAUGACUACAGCGCCGCAUUGCAGCGAGACAUCCUUCUCCACGGCAGGCUCUACGUCUCAGAAGGCCACAUCUGCUUUUCGAGCAAUAUUCUGGGCUGGGUGACUAACCUGGUCAUAAGCUUCGAUGAGGUCGUAUCGGUAGAGAAGAAGAGUACCGCCGUCAUCUUCCCCAACGCCAUUGUGAUCACGACGCUGCAUGCCCGCAAUGUCUUUGCCAGCUUGGUCAGCAGAGACUCAACUUACGAUUUGUUGGUGGGAAUCUGGAAGAUCAGCCAUCCCAACCUCAAGAGCUCCCUGAACGGCGUCGCGCUUGAUGCAGGUACCGGAGACAAGACUGAAAAGGCCGACAGCCCGGACGCGAUCGAUGAUGGCUCAGAGGAGGGAUCGGAGGAGGAGGUUUACGAUGAAGAUGAUGACGAUGACGAUGGUGCUGUGAGCUUCACGGGCCCAAGCGAGGGCAGUAUUGCUGGCAGCGACGCAGAACCAAUCAAGCCCAUCAGCCGGAAACCGUCUGCUAACCCUGUGGGAUCCUCUGGCAACGGUGCCGACGCGGCCAAUGGUGAAGCCGUUGCCAACGGUGCCGCCCCCGGAACGCAAGAUUUCCCUGGGCCUGCCACGCAUGCACCAACUGAGUGUGGAGAUGAAGGCGACCAUUUCAGCAACCUCCUCAUCGAUACGACUAUCCCGGCUCCGCUCGGAAAAGUAUACUCAUUGAUGUUUGGACCAGCUUCUGGUACUUUCAUGCGCAAAUGGUUGGUCGAGGACCAGAAAUCGAUGGAUCUUCAAAUGGAGGAUGAUAAGAAGGGCUUGGGUGAAGACCGCAAGUCCUUCUCCUUUUCCUACAUCAAACCAUUGAACGCAUCGAUUGGUCCCAAACAGACGAAAUGUAUCAUCAAUUCCACGCUGGACCAAUUCGACCUGGACAAGGCUGUUACGGUCACCUGUAACACUCAGAAUCCGGACGUGCCCAACGGCAACAUUUUCGUUGUCAAGACGAAAUACUGUUUGAUGUGGGGUCCGGGUAACUCGACCCGUCUUAUCAUGAACUUCGUGAUAGAAUGGUCAGGGAAGAGUUGGCUUAAAGGUCCAAUCGAGAAGGGCACGAAUGAUGGUCAGACACAGUACGCUAAAGACCUGGUUGCCGGCCUGAAGGCAGCUGUCUCCGCGAGAGGACCCUCUAAGGGCGGCGCCAAAGGUGGCAAGAAAGGUGGCAAGCGGAGGAAGGAAGCAUCAUCGUCCCCGGCACGGGCGGAAGCUGCCGCCGCAGCGUCACCCGCUGCGGCAGAUAAAGGCUCAAACUGGGGACUUCUGGAGCCGCUGCACGGCCCCCUCCGUCCUGUCACAGACAUGCUUCCGGACUUCAUCUCAGCCCAAGUGGUCAUCGUCUUUCUCCUAUUCCUCAUGUUCAUCUCAUGGGUCCGUGCGCCCUCAUCUGCCGCAGUCGCCCGUGGCGGUUACGGUGUACACGGCAGCCUCGGCGUCCCGGGUCUGGCCACACCGGCGCGCAUCAUCGCAUACGAGGAAAUGUGGCGGCGCGAGGAGAGCGAGUUGUGGGACUGGCUCGAAGAACGCGUACGCAUGGACCGCGCGGUCGCCGGUACCCCACUUCAAAGCCAGGGCAGCAGCGCUUCGACCCGCAAGCAGCAGGUCAAGCAGAUGGGAGAGCGCCUUGACAGCGAUGUCCGCAUGAGCCAACGCCAGAUCGAGGAGGCUCUACGCGUCACGCAAGAGCGCCUCGAGGUGCUGAAGGAGGCGGUCGAGAAGAAGAGACCGGCAGCGGCAGCGGCUGAGGAAUCCUCAUCUUCUUCCCCUCUGGCGGCAUAA